Messenger RNA from Poeciliopsis prolifica (blackstripe livebearer), 3661 nucleotides. RefSeq lists its product as uncharacterized. NCBI's taxonomy places the organism in Eukaryota, Metazoa, Chordata, Actinopteri, Cyprinodontiformes, Poeciliidae. The record is from RefSeq and is a predicted model, not a curated record. The transcript has 13 exons. Gene Ontology annotation, cellular component: membrane. Gene Ontology annotation, biological process: sodium ion transmembrane transport. The coding region runs from base 234 to 2024 and encodes 596 amino acids.
UUUUCUGCCCCCCCUGCCUUUCAAAACAGCUCUGUUCAGAUAAAACACUAAAUUCAGGAAAGUAACUAACUGACUUUCUGCUUCUCUGAUCUUAAGAGGUUCUUUGGGUGUACACGAUCUCACAUAAGCCGAAUUUGAAUCAAACAUCAGAGCUUUGGAGCGUUUAUUGGAGAGCGCAGUUUGUUUACAAUCCCAAAGACACGUUAGAUUUUAGUUCAUCUCUUCCAGCUGCAAUGGAGCUCGCAGAGGAAAACUCAAAGCCACUGUCAGGUGCCAAAGCCAGGACCGACGGUCCUGUGGAUGCAGGAGCUCAGAGACCCACGUGGAGUGGACAGCUGGACUUCAUCCUGGCCACUGUGGGAUACGCAGUGGGACUGGGAAACGUCUGGAGGUUUCCUUAUCUGUGUUACAACAGCGGCGGAGGUGCCUUCAUCAUCCCCUACCUGGUCAUGGUUUUCCUUUGCGGCAUUCCCCUGCUCUUCAUGGAGUUUGCUGUUGGCCAGUUUACUCGUUUAGGGCCAGUGCAUGCAUUCGCCAAGAUCUGCCCCCUCUCUAAAGGUGUAGGUCUGGCCACAGUUGUAAUCUCCUUUGUCUUUUGCACAUUCUACAAUGUGCUCAUGGGCUGGGCCUUUUUCUACUUGUUCAACUCAUUCAGAGGAACUCUCCCCUGGUCGUCUUGCAACAACACUUGGAAUGUCGUUGGAAACUGUUCCAGCGGUUUUCCUGGCAAUGCCACCCAUCUGCAGUCUUCAAGCCAGCAGUUCUUUGAUCACAAACUUUUAGGGAAGACCAGUGGGAUUGAAGAAGCUGGUGGCCUACAGUGGGAAGCAUUUGGCUGUCUUCUUCUCUCAUGGAUCAUCAUUUAUUUAUGCAUAUUUAAAGGAGUCAAAUCCACAGGCAAGGUGGUGUAUUUCACUGCUGUCUUUCCUUACUUUAUCUUGUUCGCCCUGCUUAUCAAUAAUGUCCAGCUGCCCGGAGCAAAGGAGGGUAUCCUUUAUUUUAUAACACCUGUUUGGAGCAAACUGUUUGAAAUCAAGGUUUGGGUCAAUGCAGCUGCCCAGGUGUUUAACUCACUGGGAGUUGCCUUCGGCUGCAUGAUUUCAAUGGCUAGCUACAACAAGUUCUAUCAGUGGACUGCAAAAUUUAAUUUGUUGUUUUGCAGGGAUGUGUUAAUAAUAUCAUUAGUCAAUUCCUUCACCAGUAUCCUGGCUGGCCUUGUAAUCUUCUCAGCUAUUGGCUACAUGUCUUUUAAACACAAUCUACCAGUGGACAACAUAGCUACAGAUGGUCCUGGUUUGGUGUUUGUUGUGUAUCCUGAAGUUCUCUCCACUAUGCCUGGCUAUCAGAUCUGGGCUCCACUAUUCUUCAUCAUGCUGCUGUGUCUUGGUCUCGACAGUCAAUUUGGCAACGUGGAGGUGGUCGUGACGUUCUUGAAGGACGAGUUUGGAGUCAAAGUUCUUAGGUACCUGAAGAGAGAAGAGCUUCUUGUUCUGGUUGUGUGUUUUGUGGGGCUUCUUUUGGGAAUCCCUCAUGUAACUCAGGGAGGCAUUUACGUGUUCCAGUUGAUGGAUCACUGCACUGGUGUGGUUUCCCUCAUAUUCCUGGCUUUUUUUGAAGUAGUGGCUGUAUGCUGGAUCUUUGGAGUCUCUCGUCUCUCCCUGAUGGUCAAGAGGAUGCGGGGCGAGUCUCCGAGCCUCUUCUUCCGCCUCUGCUGGGUGCUCUUCUGCCCCCUUCUGAUACUGAGCAUCCUGGUAACCAGCAUUGUUCAGUACAUGCCUCCUCGCUAUGGAGAGUACAUGUACCCACUGUGGGCUGAGUUAGUGGGGUGGGUCAUUUCACUGGUCUCUAUAGUGUGGAUCCCCCUUUGUGCUGUUCAUGAGAUCUAUAACAGCAAAGGAUCACUUCUUCAGAGAAUUAAAAACGCCUUGGCUCCUACAAUAGACCUGGAUGCCACGGAUCCUCAUCCAAAAAAGCAGAAAGCAGACACACCAGUGUUGGAAAAACUUUUAAGAUCAUCUGUGUGACCAGAGAGUGGAAACCAACUCUGUGAAAUGAUUAGUCCUGUGGGAUGCUUAGACAUAUUUGUCUUUGUCUGGUUUUACAAAGAGUAAUUUUUAUGAAAAAUAUAACUUUAAACAAACUGUCAAUUUUUGAAAGUUUUUAAAAAAAUUUCUGUAAAAGCCUUUCAUUUUAUCCAUCAUCUGAGGGACAAAUAACAGUGAUUUGUUUUCAGUCUUAAUGUUAUGUAAAAAACAGAACUUAUUCUGUAUGCUUUGUAAAUGCAGUUUUUGACUGUUGUGCUUGUUGAGCUUAGUGGUGCAUAAUGAAUUGGCAAUUUAUGCUUUUGUAAAUCUGAAACACAACAGCUGCUUCAGUAAUGACACAUUUAGAUCAAAGGGUCCAACAAGUCGGUAGUAAACCGACUUGUUGGACCCUUUUUGACUGAAACUUAAUUAAUCUCACCUCAGUUUGUUCUGUGAAUAAAUACUUUCUGCUGCCAAGAUGCUGACUCAGUUACAGUAGAUAUAGUCCUGCCACCAACCAGAGUAAAAAAGGCUCUAUGUUGUUCCUACAUGAUGUAUAAAAGUCACUCUUUACUCUGUGCUGUUCAUUUUGAAAGCAUUUUUAAAAAAAAUGCCUCACUUUCAAUUUCUGAAAACUUUGCAAGGAAAUCAUUAGAAUUUAGAGGAAUUUGUUUAAAAUUGUGGCCAAUUUUAAGAGACUAUGUUGCAUCAAAAAUGCAAAUAUAAACAUAUUUUUCUAGCCAUAGGCAAUGAUCUAUUCAAGAUCAAAUUUCAAUUAAUUUACAUGUAAGUAGGACUUAGUUGAUUUUUUUUUAUGUUGCAUUAAACAAGUUUUGGUUAUUUCAUUGAACAACAUAAACCAAAAAGCUAAUUAAAAUAUUCUGAAAAUAAUUAAAAUGAUAUUAUUUGUUUACAAUAUGUCUGAGCCUAUAUGUAGCAGACACUAGACUUUAUUUCCAUUGUUCAUCAAUACUUCUUUAAAAAAAAUCCCUUAUAAGAGACCCACCUUCACAUUUACAGAAGAAUAAAUAAACCAAUCAGUCCAGAUGGAUGAUUAACCUGCUGGGGAAGAUUUGAUGUGAUAUCUAACUGGGAGCUGAUUAAUUUAGACAUUAUAUUUUGUCCAAAGUUGCUUCUCUUAGCAACAUUUAGUUUCAAUUUUAUUCUUGUUUUAAAAAGUGUGAUGUUACAAAGACAUGAAUUGUCUUUGUAAAGUUUAUGUGAUCAAAUUAAAUGUUGUUCAUUUGAAUGAAUGUUUUGAUUUAAAUGUUGAAGUUAUUGAACAUGUUUAUUAACAUCUAAACAUAUUAAGCGAUAAGAACUUGACAAGAUUUCCUAUUGUUGACAUGUAAUUUAUGAAUGAAUGAAAAAACUUUGGUCAACACUGAAGCUGUAAGUUUUCACCCUUAGGAAGUAAAUAUAAAUGGCAGGAAUGAUAAUGUAAUUUAAAAUUGUCUAAGAGGUUCUGACUUACCUUCCUGGCUUUUUCUGUUGCUGACUAAUAAAGGAAAACAUUUGUCCUGCUGGAGAUAUCUGGAUCAAAAAGUAGUUCUUUGAGAAAUGCAUAUCAUUAUUCAAGUGAGAAGUGAACAUUCGUCUCAAUUACACUUCUCCUUAUAUUCAGUCAUAAAAAUACA